AUGUCAGUUCCUCAAAACCAAGCUGCAUGGCUCGUUAAAGCGGGUUCUCCUUUGGAAGUGGGAGAUGCUCCGCUGCCCACAGCUGGCCCAGGUGAACUAGUCGUUAAGAAUGCUGCCAUCGCCAUCAACCCUCUCGACUGCCAUAUGCAAGACUCUGGUGUUUUUGUCCAGCAGUGGCCCGCCAUUCUCGGCUGUGAUGUCGCCGGUGAGGUCCAUGAAGUAGGAAAAGAUGUAGCAAGGUUUAAGGCAGGAGACCGUGUUAUCGGACAUGCUAUCAAUCUGACAAGUGGCCGCCCUCAAGAUGGCGCUUUCGCUCUGUAUACUGUCAUCCCCGCAGACAAAGCGGCCAUCCUCCCUGAUGAAAUCUCCUUUACGAAUGGUGUCGUCGUGCCGUUCGCACUGGAGGCGGCUGUUUGUGCGCUUUCCCUCAAGGAGCCCGGCGUGGCCAUGCCCGGUGUUGCUACACCAGCUUUGGGCCUUCCGUACCCCUCGCUACAUGAUGUGCCAUCUUCAGGCAAGACACUUGUCGUAUACGGCGGCUCAUCUUCUGUCGGAUCGAUGACAAUCCAGCUUGCUAUAGCAGCCGGGAUCCAUGUUAUCGCCAUCUCUGGUGCGCACAAUUUUGACUUCUGCAAGCGAUCCGGAGCAGCUCAAGUUUUCAGUCACAAGGAUAUCUCCCUUGCAGAAAAGGUUGUCGAAGCAGUUCGAGAGAAUGGCAAUGAGUUCAUUGGCAUCUUCGAUGCCAUAGCUACUCCCGAGACUUACGCCAACGAUAUUGCGAUACUUGGGCAGCUGGAAGGAGGAUACCUCGCUUGCGUGCAUCCACCUCCCCCUAGUGCUGAUCUCCCUGCAAAUGUCACAGCUGGUAUGAUAUUCGCUGUUAACGAUGUCGUGACACCUGUUUGGAAAGACUAUGUUACGCCUGCGUUGCAAUCUGGGAAGCUUCAAUGCCUCCCGCCUGCAUUCGUCGUCGGUAAAGGACUGGAGCAUAUUCAAUCUGCAUUGGAAAAGUCCAAGGCGGGAGUCAGUGCCACGAAGCUAGUUGUCGAACUGUAG
Molecule: messenger RNA, 1056 nt
Organism: Penicillium daleae
Lineage: Eukaryota; Fungi; Ascomycota; Eurotiomycetes; Eurotiales; Aspergillaceae
Product: zinc-binding alcohol dehydrogenase family protein
Exons: 2
Coding region: 1-1056 (351 amino acids)
Molecular function (GO): oxidoreductase activity, acting on NAD(P)H
Source: RefSeq, a predicted model, not a curated record